CGCCGGCGAAAUAACGUUGAAGUCCAGGCUUUUGCGCUCCUCUUUUAUGGGUUCUAGUUAUCGCACCUCCUCCUUCUCCUUUUCUUCUCCUCUCCUCGACACAGUGCGGCGCGGCGCCCAGCUUGUUAAGCAGGACUCAGGCCAACGGCGACGACGAUCGGAGGGCGGAAACAGUGAGUAGCUUCUUCAGCUCUUUGCCUUGGCGCUCGCUAAAGACUCGUCCUUAUGAUUCUUUCUGGUUGGGGAGGGAAUAGGUGUGGAAAAAGAUAGCCCGUGCUUACCUUUUGUUUUUUGUCGGCGGGAGGAGGAAAACCCCUAGAAAAAGAAGUUUUCUUGGUGUGUGUUCGGUUGCGGUUUUUGGAUCUGCCCUCCGGCAGUGACGUCAAAGAUCGGCGGGUAUCCAGUGGCGGCCAGAGGCUUUUGGUCGGAGGAGGCUUCCUCGGGCUUGCUUUAUUUAUAAAGUCGUUGGGUUUUAGAGCUCGAUGCUCUUUGGAGCAGGGUAAAUUGAUGCCUCCCGAACCAUUGCCAUGGGAGCGCAAGGAAUACGCGUCCAAGGAUCACCGGAGGCACGAGCGCGGGGAUGCCCCUGGCGGCUGCGGAGGCGGUUCCUCAUCUUCCACGAGGUGGAGGGAGUCCUACCAAGGUUCCUAUGACUUUUACCGCGCAUCCCCCCGCCGACACCCUUCAGGUCAUUAUCGGCAGGGCGGAGGUUACUACCAGGUAUAUCCGGAGGACUCGGCUCCGCGUGGGUUCACACCGUCUCAUUCUGACAGAUUUUUGACGGAAGAUGAUGGUUUUAGGUCCCCUUCUGGUAGAUAUUCUAACGGCUACCGCAGCGCAUAUAGUAGGGAGCUCCAAGGAUCUCUUCGGCGAUCCCCUUCCCUGGAUGUAGGUGACAUCCCCAGACAACAAGACCAUCAGGAAAUCAAUGCGACCGACUUCCCCAGACAGCCAAACCAUCAGGAAAGCAAAGCAAUCAACUUCCCCAAGCAUCCAUACCAUCAGGAAACCAAUGCUACUGACUUCCCCAGACAGCCAAACCAGCAAGAAACCAAACCAAUCGACUUCCCCAAACAACCAUACCAUCAGGAAACCAAUGUGAUCAACAGGCCAGUCACUGCUCUGGUUUCUUCAGCAUCUCAGACCUCAUUAAACAAAGAGAAUGAUAAAAUUGAUGGUGCUGAUGGCUUGGGCACUGGCCAAAUAUCUGGUCAUCAGGACCAAUCAUUGGGUUUGAUACCCUGGAAGAAAUGGAGCCGCCCUGCCUCAACCAAGGACAAAUCUAAGAUGGAGGAUACUGGAACUAAGGUUGGAUUACCUUUGGAGAAGGAAACUCCUCCCUGGGCUCCCGUAGUCUCUUCUUUUGCUUCAACUGAAAGUGCUUUUAAGAAACCACGACUUGGAUGGGGGCAGGGGCUUGCCAAAUAUGAGAAGCAAAAGGCAGAAGGAUCUACAGAACCUUCUGUUGGUGGAUUGCUUGCAUGCUUGUCACCGUCAACUACAUGCAGCUCAUCACAAGGUGCUGAAGAUAAGUUUUGCAGCAGGGUUGGGAAUAAUGAUGCUAGUCUGAUGCAAAACUGUGAUUUGCUUGCAUCCACAUUUCCUUCUUCCUACGAGGAGGUCCUCGCAAAUUUGGAUAAUUUGCAGGUCAAUUAUAUCAGUUCUUUUGAUUCCCUGCUUGCUGAUUUGAUUCAAUCUGAGGAUUCUUUUGGUGGUGAUUCCAAUUUAAUGGGGCAAUCUUCUGUGAACAAACUAUUGAAAUUGAAGAAGCACGUUUCAAAUGCAUAUGAGAAGAUAGAGAAUAAAAUUGAUUUACUAGAAAAGGAGCUCAAGGCAAUUAUAGGUGAUACUAAAACUGAUGCUUAUCUAGAUUCUAUGAAACCAUCAGAUUCUCUUGCUUCUAAGAUGAGUAGAAUGCCAUUAGACGAUUUAUCAAAUGAACAUAAGCAUUUGAAGGAUCAGCGAGAAAAUUGUAUGGAAGAGUUAUCCCUUGAAGACAAUGAGCACAGGCCUUCAAGUAUAUUUGUUGAACAUGAAAUUUUGACUGAAAAAACACUUUCUUCUUUUGAAAAAGAACCCCCUGGUAGCAGGUUGGAGAAAUUGGCUGCAAGUGCUUCAUUAAUUGAAGCUGAAAGGUUAAAGACUACUGAACUAUCAGAUACGAUUGAGUCACAUGGAAGAGGGAGAUUAAUGGUUCCCCAUGAAGUUGAUAUUAGACCUUUUGUGGAUGACAGCGUGUCUAUCGGUUCUAGAGGUACUAUUCAGGGGAUGGCAGAUUCUAAUUUAGUAAAUUUAAUUAAGAAUUCCAACAGGAGUAGUUCAAAACUUGCCAGGGAAGUAUUUGAUUUUGCACUCCCAAAAGAUCUGCCUCAGUCAGAUAAUUGGGGAUUAGUUGAUUUUACAUCAUGCCAUAAGCAUGACAUGGAAAUCAAAGAGAAGCUUUCAACAAUAAAGUGUCGACAAAAAUUUAAAGAACAUGUUCUUGCUCUUAAAUUUAUGGCACUGCGUCACUCAUGGAAAGUUAAAAGAUUUCGCACUAAGUCAAGCCGGCGGUCUGAACUUAGCAAUCCUUCAUUUCAAAAUGGUUCUCAAAAGCAACGUUCAAACCGAUCUCGACCUACCUCAACUGCAGGUACAUUAACUUUGGUUUCUACAACAGAAAUAAUGCACGAUUCAAGUAAAUUACUGUCAGAUUCACAUAUCAAGCCUUGUAGAAAUCAUUUGAAGAUGCCAUCACUAUUAAAUGAUAGGGACAAGAGGUGCACUAGGUUUGUUAACCAUAAUCGACUAAUCGAAGAUCCUCUGAGUUUUGAGAAGGAAAAGGCAAUGAUAAACCCAUGGUCACAUGAUGAAAAAUUAGUUUUCAUGGAGAUGCUUGCCAGGUAUGGUAAAGAUUUCACUAAGAUUUCUUCCUUUCUGGACCAUAAAACUACAGCAGAUUGCAUUGAAUUUUAUUACAAAAACCACAAGUCAGACGGGUUUAAAGAAGUGAAGAAACAGUUGUAUCUCAGAAAGCAGCAUCAGUCUUUGCCAGCCAAUACCUACCUUGUAGCAUCAGGAAAGAAUCGGAAUCGCAGAAAAAAUGUUGAAUCUCUUGAUUUAUUGGGUGCAGCAACAGUUAUGGUGGCACAAAAUGAAUAUACCAAGAAGAUUGGAAAGCAUGCAGGAAGUACUUCAUCCAGGGAUUCUGUUUAUUUUUAUGGAGCAAACAAAGUUAACAUAUCUUCUCAAGAAAGAGAAUCUGUUGCUGCUAAUGUAUUAGUAGGGAUUUCUAGCACACGAUCCUCAGAGGGUAUCAGCUCACAUGAUACUUGUUCUGUUGGGCAUGCUAAGAAUAUGAAUGAAGAGGCGAUCCUAGACGUGGAUGAUACCUGUUUUUCAGAUGAAGGCUGUGGAGAAUUGGAAUCGGCCGAUUGGACAGACAAAGAGAAGAUUAUGUUUAUCCAAGCUUUGAGCAUGUAUGGAAAGGAUUUCACAAGGAUUGCAGAUUGCUUAAGAACAAGAUCAAAAGAACAAUGUAAGAUUUUCUUCAGCAAGGCUCGAAAGUGCCUUGCUCUUGAUGCAAUUAAUCAAGGUUGUACUGCUGGGGUUACGCCAGUAAGCCUAACAAACAGAGGAAUAAGUGACAUAGAUGAUACUUGUGGUCUAGAGAUGAAUUCUGCAGUCUGCAGUACACAAUCUUGUUCCAAAAUUGAUGAUGAUGUCUCCCAGCCUGUAGCAAACAAUGGUUAUGAGGGAAUAGCAAACAAUGGCUAUGAGGGGAUUGCCCGUUGUGCUAGCACUGAUUCCCAUGUUGAAACUGAGAGUUCAUAUGAGCAGGAUAACAAUGUUUUAGAUAAAGGCAAUCCUGAGAGCGACAAUAAAGCUGAUAAGCAGAUGACCAUUUCUUAUGAUGUUAAGCAGACGUUCAAUGAGGACAAUCUUCAAUCUGAUGUGCCACUAAAGCAAAGCAUUGUUGCUGCAUCAGGAUGUGAAGCUGUAAAAUAUGAGGCUGCAGAUUCAGCUAAUGGGGAAGUAAACUUUGAAGAAACUGGCAGUAUUAUCUCUCUCCCAGUGUCCAUUGUCUCAAUCAGAAAAAGUGAGCAAGUUGAAGAAUGUCUGGAAGCUGUGCCAAAACAAAUAACUGCCAGUGUUUCCUCUGUUAGAGAUAUUGUUGAAUGUUCUCCUGCUGAAAGUAUGAAGAAGAAAGCAGAUUCAAAUUCAUCGUGUGCUACUGAGGUUGGGUUGUGGAACAAAAAAUUAACCAACAUCAACUCCAUUGCAAAUGAAAUUGUUCCUCCUUCAACUACAAAAGCUUCAGCUCAAAACAGAGUUCAGAUGGUCUCAGCAAAUAAUGCCAACUGUUGUCGCUGCUUGACCUUUGAUUCACAAGUAAAACAUGAUAUGCACCCAUCUGCUGCUAAGAAUCCGCAGACCAUCUUGUUGAAGCAGGAAAAUGAUGAUUCUGUACCAUUGAAUUCAUUUGUAGCAAAUCCAAGUAGUGUGUGUUUUAGGUGCUCUCCUUGCAUAUAUUCGGAGGCCCUCACAAGCUUUCUGCCACUCCAUGUUGAUCAAAAUAUGUAUAUUGUGAAAAGCUAUCCGUUGCAGUCACUCAAACAGGAAGCCAAUGGGAAAGCUAACCCCCCUGCACUUGAGCAGCUGAGUCAGCAUCAGGUGGAAAGUGAAAAAAAGGAAGUAUCCAGACCAAACCAUUUUUUAGCAUCAGAUAAGUACUGGAAAAGCAAUAUCUCUACUCCACAUUUGGCAUCUGGUGGGAUGUCUCUAAGUGAAAAUCAGUCAGAGAUUGAAGUGAGAACUUGUUUCAAGAACUGUGCCGUGGAUGUAGAGAAACCUAGACCUGGAGAUCUGAAACUUUUUGGUAAAAUUCUUAGCACAUCCACACAGAAACCUGGCUCAUCCUCCAAUGGGAAUAUUCAAAUAUCUUCAUUGCCAAAGAUGGAUGGUGCUUCAAAAAUGAUUAGUUCUAGUGAUAUUAAAGAUGCUAAUCAACUAGUAAAUGCUGGUUCAGGUCAAGUGAACCUAGAAACAACUUAUGGUUUCUGGGAUGGAAAGAGAAUACAGACUGGUUUUUCAUCGUUGCCGGAGACUGCUUCCAUAUUUUACAAGUACCUAGAAGCACCAACCAGUACGUCCCAUUGUCCAGUCAAAGAUGGCAUUGAUCAUAAUAGUUUUCUCACAGAAUACCAGCAGCCCUAUAUGCCGCCACUGUCAGCUAAUCUGAAGCAGAUAGAUACUAUUCCUGGGCUUCGGAAAAGAACUCAAAUCAAUAUGAUUCCAGGGUUUCAGCAGCAAGUGCGGGUAACACCUCUUGGUACAAACAUGAUUGGUGGCAGAAUGUUGGUUGGUGGAGUGGUGUCGGAUCCAGUUCCCACCCUCAACGUGCAUUUUGCUGCAAGGACUGAGGUAUUUAGCAGUGACACAGAACCAUGGAGAGGAGACAUGGGAAGCAGGUUGUAGGAGGCAAGCUUGAUCAAGUAGGUACUGAAUGGUUUUGUAGGUUUGAUUUUUUGUUUAGGCGUUUUCUCUUCGCCAAUUUGUAUCAUAUUUACCUUUUGUAACUUGCAGCAAAUUAAACAUGGUUGUGGAAUUCCUAUUCCUCACCAUAUGGGCAUGGUUCUUUUUUCCUUCUGUUAGAUUAGCUUGAGUUUUUGUAUAUUCUUUAUUACAUAUACAAAAUCAGCUACGGCUGGAAUGAGCGAGCUGCCAAAUAAUGUUCCAAGCUUGUGGCCGGUCAGAAAAAAAAAAGCUCAAAUGAUUGGAGAAUGUUAUUAAUGCUCUUGUGAUGAGACUCCUAUUGACGGAAUGUGUUUUUAGUUUUCAACUCA
Messenger RNA from Zingiber officinale, 5825 nucleotides. Its product is annotated as nuclear receptor corepressor 1-like. NCBI's taxonomy places the organism in Eukaryota, Viridiplantae, Streptophyta, Magnoliopsida, Zingiberales, Zingiberaceae. The coding region runs from base 508 to 5457 and encodes 1649 amino acids. The record is from RefSeq and is a predicted model, not a curated record. The transcript is spliced from 4 exons.